Messenger RNA from Entamoeba invadens IP1, 621 nucleotides. Its product is annotated as GTP-binding protein YPTC5, putative. Gene Ontology annotation, molecular function: GTPase activity; GTP binding. The coding region runs from base 1 to 621 and encodes 206 amino acids. The transcript has 5 exons. Gene Ontology annotation, biological process: phagosome-lysosome fusion. The record is from RefSeq and is a predicted model, not a curated record. NCBI's taxonomy places the organism in Eukaryota, Evosea, Mastigamoebida, Endamoebidae. Gene Ontology annotation, cellular component: late endosome; phagocytic vesicle; lysosome.
AUGUCCACCAAGCAUAAGAAGGUUUUAUUGAAAAUGAUUUUGAUUGGUGAUUCUGGUGUCGGCAAGUCAAGCUUGAUGAAUCAAUUCAUCGAAAAAACUUUUACUGCCCAAUACAAGGCGACCAUUGGAGCAGACUUUUUAACAAAAGAGGUAUCUAUUAAUGGUACUGCAGUGACUCUUCAAAUUUGGGACACGGCUGGACAUGAGAAAUUUAUGAGUUUUGGCGCAGCAUUCUAUAGAGGUAGCGACUGUUGUUUGUUGGUCCUCGACGUCACAAACGAACAAUCAUUCAAGUCCCUCGACACUUGGAAAAAGGAGUUUUUAAAUGGGGCUAAUGUCACCAAUCCAAAAGACUUUCCGUUUGUUGUAUUGAUUAAUAAGAUGGAUGAAGACCCAUCAAAACACACAGUCAACGUCAACGCAGUCAAACAAUGGUGUGAAAACAAUGGAGCUAUUCCUUAUUAUGAAACAUCUGCAAAGACAGGCCUUAGAGUCGACCAAGCAUUCUUAGAUGUCGCCACAAAGGUUGUUCAAUCAAUGAAAGAAGUGACCACCGCUCCUUCGGGGUCAAUCAACAUUGAAAACACCCCUCCUCCAAAGAAAGAAAGUGGGUGCUGCUGA